Molecule: messenger RNA, 678 nt
Organism: Aphanomyces invadans
Lineage: Eukaryota; Oomycota; Saprolegniomycetes; Saprolegniales; Verrucalvaceae
Exons: 1
Coding region: 1-678 (225 amino acids)
Source: RefSeq, a predicted model, not a curated record
AUGGCGGCAGUCACUGGCAACAACAAUCAAGCCCCCGACAACUCCAAGCAAAUCGUGGACAGCGAAUAUAGUAGCAACGAAGGAAGUGACGACGGGGGCGUGGUCGAUGAAGGUGACAACGACCCCGACGAGAUGGACGUCGACGGUGGCGACAAAGACCCCGACGAAAUGGACGGCAAGGGGGCCGUCGAUGACAAUCCUCGCCCAAACAAGAAAGCCAAGUCCACGACUUACCUUACUAGACGACUGGAAAGUCUGGAUAAGAGGGUGGUGGAUGCUGCUGGAAUGUAUGCGCUGCAGUAUGAGGCUCUGGCGAAAAGCAUUCUUAUGCUUGACGCGCGCGUGACGGCGACAGCGGCGCGGGCGUACAACAUGCCGUUGUCAAACGAGUUGCAUCUGGAUGCGGAGUUUCAAGUGAUCCAGAAAAUCAUUCCGGGGCAUCCAUCUCGCCCCAGUCCCCCUGAAGGUUUCGACGAACAUGCGACAUUUGGGGUCGGUGCGGUCCCGCCACCAUCCAUUCACAUGCUCAUCGCGACUGUCCGCAGCUUGGACGGCAUCAACCACCACGACCAAUUGGACGCCAUCCACUGGUUUUACAACGACCCCCGUCUAGCCCAUGUGUCUGGCAGCACAAUCAGCCAGCGACGCAUUGCCUUGCGGUCCUUUUUGUGCCGUUGA